Molecule: messenger RNA, 387 nt
Organism: Saccoglossus kowalevskii
Lineage: Eukaryota; Metazoa; Hemichordata; Enteropneusta; Harrimaniidae
Product: cuticle collagen 2-like
Source: RefSeq, a predicted model, not a curated record
AUGGACCAACUUUAGCUACAGAUGUGACACUCCCUCCAAAUAUUGGUGAGCCAAAUGGACCAGGAGGACCAUUUGGACCUGGUGGACCAUUUGGACCGGGUGGACCUGGAGGUCCUGGUGGACCAGGAGGACCUGGUGGUCCAGGAGGACCGAUGCUUACUACAGUUAUGACAACACCACAGUUGGCAGAACCUGGUGAACCUGGUGGACCUGGGGGACCAAGAGGACCUGGGGGACCAGGUGGCCCAGAUGGACCAGGCGGGCCAGGUGGACCUGGAGGACCCAAUGGUCCAGGGGGACCUGGUGGACCAACACUAUCACCAAAUGAUGUUGGUGGACCUGGACAACCACUUGGACCUGGUGGACCAGGUGGUCCAGGAGGACCAG